Molecule: messenger RNA, 1461 nt
Organism: Fulvia fulva
Lineage: Eukaryota; Fungi; Ascomycota; Dothideomycetes; Mycosphaerellales; Mycosphaerellaceae
Exons: 1
Coding region: 1-1461 (486 amino acids)
Source: RefSeq, a predicted model, not a curated record
AUGCUGCUCGCACUCGAAGAUCCUACGCAGGCAUACACCUCGACACGAACUAUGCAGGGAGGCAGAUAUCAUCCGCUGAACAAGAAGCAGCACCUAGCCGACGGCUUCGUCGUCGGCAGUCCUCCCAGAAGUCCUCCACGUGGCAAGCUCAGGGACAAUGCUUCAAAUUCUGGGCAUCAUUCAGCCAACAGCCACGCAUGGACGUCCUUGACUGAACGCGACCAUGGCCGUUCUGUCACGCAAGUACGCAACCAUCGGAGGAGCAGCGCCGUAGGGAUUGAGGUCGACGAGCACCUGCGACGGCGGAGCCUACCCAAGGACAGCGCCCAGAGCGAAUCGGCGCUGUUCCAAGGCCGACUGGAGGCAUUUCUCGAGACAUGUGUGGAGCUUGUCGUUCACGAUCAGAUUGCCAAGGUCGUGACGAAGCAUGUCAAAACCUCGCUGAACAGCCACGUGGCACAGAAGGAGACGUGCUGUGAUGACUUGGCACACCUUGAAGAAGACUUGGAAACACUCAAAGUGUGUCAGCGCGACCUUGAGAUGGAGAAGGCGCGAGUCUUUCAACGAGCCACGGGUGGCAGUAUUUCUGAUCUUGCUGACGUCGACGAACGCCAAGGCUACUGCCCUGCCUCGCCCUCAGCACAACUGCGAAAGGACUCGACGCAGCAUGACCGAUUUGAUAACUAUCAAGCAGCACAGGACUGUCCAGUCCAAUGCGCAGCCGUUCUGGUAGUUUCUGCGCUGAGUUCCGUCUUUUAUCAACGCCCAUCGUCAGCGUUCGAUGGUCCGCCUGCAAGUCCUCUCGAUGACAUCCCUGUCGAUCGGUAUCGAUUCACCGAUGGCAGUUCCUCAGGCCACGGCGGCAUCGGAAGCUCGGACGACAUUACUCGCAAGUCUGAGCUCAUGCGGAGACCGCUGGGCGAGCAUCUCUUCCUCCCGGGUGUUCAGAUAGACAAAAAUGCGACGAUAGAGCAAGCCCUCGCCGAUGCUCGAUUCAUGAACCAGCUUCUGCCUUCACAUGCGAUGGAGGAACAGCACGACUCUGCACAUAUCAUCGAUCGGCUUCUACGCCUUAUCGCUGAGGUGGAGGUCGACAUUCGUGCUCUUCGGCGAAAGUCGAAGCUGGAAUUGAGUGAUUUGGAACACAAGAUCUUACGAGCGAGCGCAUACCAAUCGGGCAAGCUCAUCGAGUCACUCACCAGCUUUGACUCCAAGCUGCGAGAACGACAAAACGCAGCGUGGUGUGGACUGAUUGAGACUGCCUCCACGGAAGCGGGCUGUAAUCCCACGGCGGCUCUGCAGUCGACGCUGUGUCCGGCGGGAGUGCGUCGUGCAGCAAGUGCCGCACAGCCAGUGCGGUUCAGAAAGGACCACCACACACGACCGCGAAGAUCAAAACCCGAUCGUCAGCAUUCCGACAGCGCCAUGGCAGUCUGCGGCCUGGAGAGUAUGUCGCUCUGA